Molecule: messenger RNA, 1730 nt
Organism: Juglans regia (Persian walnut)
Lineage: Eukaryota; Viridiplantae; Streptophyta; Magnoliopsida; Fagales; Juglandaceae
Product: probable glycerol-3-phosphate acyltransferase 2
Exons: 2
Coding region: 1-1569 (522 amino acids)
Biological process (GO): cutin biosynthetic process
Cellular component (GO): membrane
Molecular function (GO): glycerol-3-phosphate 2-O-acyltransferase activity; phosphatase activity
Source: RefSeq, a predicted model, not a curated record
AUGGCUGGAAAACCAUUGCCACAAAAAGCCCAGUUCUUGUUUGGACUUCUGAGAGGGCCACUGAAUCGGGUCUUUCCCCAGUUAAAAUAUCAUUCGUACACCUCUCCUGUCCUUAGAGCAGAGGAUCUUUCAAACAAAACAUUGGUUUUUGACUCAGAGGGUACGCUGCUGAGAUCAUCUUCGUUUUUUCCGUACUUCAUGCUGGUGGCCUUUGAAGCUGGAGGACUCUUGAGAGCUAUCGUUUUCUUUCUUUUGUACCCUCUGGUUUGUUUGUUUGGUGAAGAGCUGGGGCUGAAGAUUAAGGUUUUCUUGUGCUUCCUUGGGAUCAGAAAAGAGAGCUUCAGAAUCGGAACGUCUGUUUUGCCCAAGUUCUUCUUAGAAGAUGUUGGUUGUGAAGGCUUUGAAAUGGUGAUGAGUUUUGGGAGAAAGGUUGCAGUGAGUAACUUACCUACAGUCAUGGUUGAAGGGUUUUUGAAAGACUAUAUAGGGGUUGACGCUGUUGUGGGAAGAGAGUUAAAGGUGGUUUGUGGGUAUUUUGUAGGGUUAAUGGAAGACAAGAGGGCAGAUGGGACUCUUUUAAAUGAGAUUCUUGGUGAGGAGAAAACAUGUUCCGGUAUUAUUGCUAGUGUUUGCCACAGAAAGGUUCUUGAUCAGGAUCCCUUUACUCAUUGCAAGGAGGUUUACUUGGUGAGUAGAGCUGAGAAGAGGAACUGUCAUAGCCUUCCAAGGGUGAAAUAUCCAAAGCCAUUGAUCUUCCAUGAUGGAAGAUUGGCAUUCAGGCCAACCCAACUGGACACCUUAGCUAUGUUGAUGUGGAUUCCUUUUGGGAUUUUCAUUUUCCUCAUCAGAUUAAACUCUGGCAGAUCAUUACCAAACUGUAUGUUGAAUCCAAUACUGGCCUUCACUGGGAUAAGAACCACCGUUUCAAGACCCAAUUCCCCUACUCCUUCAGCCAAUAUUAAUGAAAAAACACCCAAUGGCGUACUCUAUGCCUGCAACCACAGAACUCUGCUCGAUCCACUUUUUCUUGAUCUUGUUUUGAAUAAUUCACCCUCUGCGGUCACAUACAGCAUAAGCAAGUUUUAUGCAGCAAUUUCUCCAAUCAAGAACGUCAACUUAACAAGAGACCGGGAAAAAGAUAGAGCUGCAAUGCAAAAGUUGCUAAGCCAAGGUGACCUUGUGGUUUGCCCUGAAGGAACCACUUGCAGGGAACCUUAUUUACUAAGGUUUAGCCCUUUAUUUGCAGAGCUGACAGAUGACAUAGUUCCUGUAGCCAUUGAUUCGCAGGUAAGUAUGUUUUAUGGAACAACAGCCAGUGGGUUUAAAUUCUUAGACCCUGUGUUUUACCUGAUGAAUCCAUUUUCUUCCUACACUUUGAGAAUUCUUGAGAAGUUGCCGGGCUCACACACGUGUAAGGUUGGUGGGAUAUCCAAGUUUGAUGUAGCCAAUCACGUGCAAAAGGAGAUAGCCAGAGCUUCAGGGUUCGAAUGCACCAGUCUUACUAGAAAAGACAAGUAUAUGAUCUUAGCAGGUAAUGAAGGAAUAGUUCAGGAUCGUAAAGGACUAUGAACAGAAGUUGCAAAAACAUGCUUUGUUUUUUCUUUAUUUGCUGUAAAAAUUAUUUAUAUGGGCGCAAUAAUCGCAUCCAGCAGGGAAAGAUGCAGUAAAAGAAAAUGGGUAACCUCUUAUAUUGUAUGGAACUGUAUGAAAUAAGAGUACAGCCACUGCGG